Messenger RNA from Trichoplusia ni (cabbage looper), 1195 nucleotides. RefSeq lists its product as uncharacterized. The record is from RefSeq and is a predicted model, not a curated record. Lineage: Eukaryota; Metazoa; Arthropoda; Insecta; Lepidoptera; Noctuidae. Bases 428 to 784 code for a protein of 118 amino acids. The transcript has 4 exons.
CAGACGAAAACGCGACGUCAAUAUGAAUCAUCCGUGUUUUUUAUUAUCACUGGCAGUUAUUGCCGUUCCCUCUAUGAUACAAUAGUAGUUGUAAUAAUAGACAGUAACCGCUGGAGUUAAACUAUUGUCUAGCCAAAGGUUUUGUCACAAGACGUGAGUGAGUGAUCUCGCGGUAACCGCCAGCACAGUGAGAGACGCGCCGUGGAGCGCCGCGCAUGCGCCGACACAGACCGAGGCGCGCACCACGGACCCACACCGUGCAUUACAACUUUACACUUUUGUGAUACAAUCUAAAAACAGUGCCAAAGUAUUUAGUGUGUAAAAUCAAGCAUAGUUAAACUAGUUUCGUACCGAGUGAAAGGACCAAGUUGUUUGCGUCUGCGUGUUUAUUUGGUGCUAGAAGAAUUAUUAUUAGAAACCGCUGAAAAUGGAUCCUUCAGCCAACAAAGGAAUCAGUUGGCCAGAACCAGAUAUAAUGGAGUCGACGUCCGACCCGAACCUGACGGUGUCAAUGAUCGCGGAGGAGGUGCCGUCCCUCACAAUGACCACGAUAGUCGGCAUGACGGUGGUCAUGCUAAUCGCCAUCGCCGCCGUCUUCUUCUUAGGAGUUCUCAUUGAUUGUAGACAACAGAAAUUAUUAGAGAAGAAAAUGGGCGAGGCGAAGCGCGUGAAAACCCAGAGACGAGUUAACACGAAUGAUGAAGAUGAUGCGAGCAUAGCCAACAACAUGGAGGAGUCAGGCAUGAGUGUUCCACCGGCGGAGGCACUGCGGCAUAUUCCCUAACACACCUACACCUACACACCCGCAGCAAUAAACAUUUUACACAAUGACUCAGGAGGGCUACUACCUCUUCUAAAAGAAAGACUCUUGCGGUUGUAAGAGAGAGGCAAAGAGUGAAAACUACUCGGUUAUGAGCGGCAACUCUCUUCUAGAAUGCAACGGUCUUAUUUUAGGAGGUUUGUAGGCCUAUAAAUUCUGUUAAUCACAAGCUAUGCUUAGGGAAAUAAAAUUGUUUCAGAUCUAGCUAGUGAAAAAUAGAAUCCAAGCCAUUUUAUUUUUAUAUCUCUUUUCUGUUACUUCUUUUAUCACAAUGUUUGUUAGUAAAAUGAAACUAUUAUGUGUAAUAGGCCAAAGUAUAACGUUCAUGUACAUACAUAAAUGUAGAUAGGUGAAUAAAAUUAAUCUUCUCGAGGU